Calypte anna (Anna's hummingbird) is the source of this 1441-nucleotide messenger RNA. RefSeq names its product Jun dimerization protein 2 (gene JDP2). NCBI's taxonomy places the organism in Eukaryota, Metazoa, Chordata, Aves, Apodiformes, Trochilidae. The transcript is spliced from 4 exons. The record is from RefSeq and is a predicted model, not a curated record. Bases 85 to 576 code for a protein of 163 amino acids. Gene Ontology annotation, cellular component: nucleus. Gene Ontology annotation, biological process: regulation of transcription by RNA polymerase II. Gene Ontology annotation, molecular function: DNA-binding transcription factor activity, RNA polymerase II-specific; RNA polymerase II cis-regulatory region sequence-specific DNA binding.
CCCGCUCCCAGCCCCUGCGGCCGGGCCCCACGGGCACCCCGGCAGCCCGGUCCCCUGCACGCCUACAACACUGUUUCCCCUGCUAUGAUGCCAGGGCAGAUCCCUGACCCGUCCCUGGCGGCCGGCGCACUGCCUGGGCUCGGGCCCUUGACAGGUCUGCCUGGCACAGCCCUGACUGCCGAGGAGCUGAAGUACGCUGACAUCCGCAACAUCGGGGCCAUGAUCUCGCCACUCCACUUCCUGGAGGUGAAGCUUGGGAAGAGACCCCAGCCUGUGAAAAGUGAGCUGGAUGAGGAAGAGGAGAGGAGGAAAAGACGUCGGGAAAAAAACAAAGUAGCAGCAGCAAGGUGUCGUAACAAGAAGAAGGAAAGGACGGAGUUCCUGCAGCGGGAGUCUGAGCGCUUGGAGCUCAUGAAUGCUGAGUUGAAGGCCCAGAUAGAAGAGCUGAAACAGGAGAGGCAGCAGCUGAUCCUGAUGCUGAACCGGCACCGUCCCACCUGCAUUGUGCGGACAGACAGCAUCAAGACGCCUGAGACUGAAGCCAACCCACUGCUGGAGCAGCUAGAGAAGAAGUGAAGGUGGCACUAGGCCAGGAGGAGGAGACAGUGGCUCAAGGUCUUCCAGCGUCUCUGAUGUAUGUACUGUAUGAAGAACUGUGUACCCAGGCCUGGUGCAGCCAGGUCCCAAUGGGCUUCCUAGGGGAAUAUGGACCAAACAAAUACGGGGACAGUGAAGAUCAGGAACUUGUCAACCAUGUACUCUGAGGCUGAACCCCGGAGCAAGGCUAGUGGCACUGGUGAGGGCAACCUCCCUGUGAUACCUCAUCACAGCUCUUCAGCCUGCUCGCAGCCCUGGGGACUCACGCUGCUGCAGCAUGUCCUGUGAGGACCACGCACCCCGUGGGGAGCAGGGGCUGCAGGCAGAGGAGUGGUGGCUGCACUGUACCCACCCAUGCCCUGCCCAGAGGCUGCUCCGGCUCCUGCCGCAUGCUCCGGAGGGAAACCCCAACCAAGAACCACAAACACUUGAUGCAGCCCCAUCUGGUGGUCAGGCCUGUCGGGGCUCGGUGGCGCGGGCGCCCCCCACAAGCACACUCUCAGUAUAAUGUUUACAGCCCAGCUGUCCGUGUCGGCCGUGCUUUUGAAUGCACAUUUUUACACUUUUUUAAAGUAUUUUUUACAAAGUUUUUAUACAGCGAUCUCUAUAUGGAUUUAUAUAAUCACUAGAUGUGAUCCCAUAGAAAUGUAUGUUAUGAUGGUCUCUUUGUUACAAGUGCAUAUGCCACAGUUAUCUCCAUUGUGUUACAUGUCUGGUAGCAUCCAGCUCCUUCCCUGGGGUGCUGGGAAGGGGGUCCAAGCCACCCUCCACAGUGGUGUCUCUACCCUCUCCAUCCAUGUAUGUCUUUCAUAAUACUCAGUUCUGUAUCUCUCAGUAAAUGUUA